This is a messenger RNA of Echinops telfairi (small Madagascar hedgehog), 1037 nucleotides long. RefSeq names its product sperm acrosome associated 1 (gene SPACA1). Gene Ontology annotation, biological process: acrosome assembly. NCBI's taxonomy places the organism in Eukaryota, Metazoa, Chordata, Mammalia, Afrosoricida, Tenrecidae. The record is from RefSeq and is a predicted model, not a curated record. The coding region runs from base 1 to 1023 and encodes 340 amino acids. Gene Ontology annotation, cellular component: acrosomal membrane. The transcript has 7 exons.
AUGCAGGAAAGAAAACCUGAAGCUAACCUAAAGGAAAAGUGGGAUGGAGAGGAGGCGGAGGCGGAGGCGGAGGCCGGGGCCGAGGCGGAGACCGACGCCGAGGUGGAGACGGAUGCGGCCAGUGAGCCCGAGGAUGAGGGUGAGGGCGAAGGCCCGGGGCUGCCCUUCCGCUGGGCUGCCCUGGGGGACUCCCCAGAGCGCGCUCUUGGUCUGCAAACCCGACGCCCAAAGGGUCCACUUUGCGCACCUGAGGGCCUUCCCAAGGCGAACAAGCACACAUGUAGAACUGCUGCAGAAACACUGCAAAACGCACCUUCCCUGGACACGGAGAAAGAUACGGCUGCCUUUGAUGAUUUGUUAGGGGGCGGGGGGGCACAAAGGGGCAAGGAUGAACUUCAGGGAGCCCAUGAACCUUCUGGAAUUUUAUAUAUAGUGUCAUGCAGAGUUUCAAAUACGACAAUAACCAAAGAAGUAGAAUUUGGAAUGUGCACUGUUACGUGUGGGGGUAAACCAAUUUCAGAAACUCUUGACAGUGUUAGGCUGGCAUGCAUUCAUAUAUCUCCUGUAAAUCGUUUCAAAUAUAUGUGGAGGCUUCUGAGGCCAGAUCAACAAGCUAUUAUACUUGGAAAUGAUUCGGCAAUCCUGGAAGUACAUAGGGAUACCCAUCCUAUAGCUUUGGAAUGUAACACCCUGGAUAAUAAUGAAAUCAUUGCGUCUGUUAGAUUCACAGUCUACACAGCAGGUGAAUUGCAGAUGAGAAGAUUUCCCAGACCAGACACUGAUGCAGUCCUGGUGUUUGUGCUGACCAUAGGAGUCAUUAUCUGUAUAUUUGUGAUCUUUGUAUUGAUCUUCAUAAUUAUAAACUGGGCAGCAGUCAAAGCCUUAUGGGGGACAAAAGCCUCAACAACUGAGUUACAGUCUGAGUUGAGUUCUAUGAGAUACAAAGAUUCCGCUUCUGUUGAUCAGUCACCACCAGAAGUACCUGCUCAUGAAGAAGAUAAUUUAAGUGAAUGGAAUGAAUGAUAUAUGACAGAACA